GGAUGGCGACAGAGGUCUCGAUGACGAAGUAAUCCACGUGACCGAUGAACUCUGGGUGGGCAAGGACUACUAGACUUAAGCGGAGCAGGGAAGCGGGCAGCUGGAUUGCCGCCGCCUCCAGAGGCCGGCGUCCCGGUUCCCGUGUGAGUGAGGGCCAUGGGCCGGCUGCGCUUCCUUCCCGCCGGCGUCUCGUUACUGCUCCCCAGAGGAGAAGCCAAGCGGUGGGGCAGAUGCGCUUCUAGCACCUUGGCAUCAGAUGUCAAUAGUUUUGUCACUCGGACGAAAACAUGUGGGGAAUUGCGUUCUACUCAUGUAGGUCAAAACGUCACCCUUUGUGGAUGGAUUCAGUAUCAAAGACAAGAGCAGUUUGUGAUUUUGAGAGACUUCCAGGGACUCACCCAGCUUCUUAUACCUCAGGACCAGGCUUCUUCCCAUUUGAAGAAGAUUUUAUAUGACGCUCCCGUUGAAUCUGUUGUGAGAGUGACAGGGACUGUAGUUCCCAGGCCUCCAGAACAGGCAAACCCCAAAAUGCCAACAGGUGACAUAGAAGUGAAAGUGGACACAGCAGAGGUCUUAAACUUGUGUAAAAAACUACCCUUUGAAGUGAAAGAAGUCUCUAAGAAAAAUGAGGCUUUGCGAAUGCAGUAUCGCUAUUUAGAUUUGCGCAGUGUCCAGAUGCAGUACAACCUACGUCUGAGAUCCCAGAUGGUGAUGAGAAUGAGAGAAUUCCUCUGCAAUCAUCAUGGGUUUGUGGACGUAGAAACUCCAACUCUAUUCAAGAAGACUCCAGGAGGUGCAAAGGAAUUUGUGGUGCCUUCACGAGAAGCUGGAAAGUUCUAUUCAUUGCCCCAGAGUCCUCAACAAUUUAAGCAGCUACUAAUGGUUGGAGGUCUGGACAGGUACUUCCAAGUUGCCCGUUGCUAUCGAGAUGAAGGUUCAAGGCCAGACAGACAGCCUGAAUUCACUCAGAUUGAUAUUGAGAUGUCGUUUGUAGACCAAGCUGGAAUUCAGGCUUUAGUAGAGGGCUUGCUUCAGUAUUCUUGGCCUGAGGAAAGAGGGCCCAUUGCAAUACCAUUCCCUUCCAUGAACUAUGAUGAAGCGCUGGCGAUGUAUGGGACUGAUAAGCCAGACACUCGCUUUGGAAUGAAGCUUGUUGAAGUCACAGAUAUCUUCAGGAACGUAGAAGUUGAAUUUUUACAGAAAUCACUCAGUGAGCCACAGAGCACAGUCAGAGCCAUUUGUAUACCCCAGGGCAUGAAAUAUCUUCAGAAUAAAGAUUUGGAGUCAUUAAAUGAAUUGACAAAAUCCCAGUUUAACCAGGGACUGUUGCACUUUAUUUUGAGGUCUGAUGGUAGCAUGAAGUCCCGACUUGAUAAAUUCUUGAAUGAAGAGCAAAAACUGGCAUUGAUCAGAGCAGUUCGGGCCAAUGCGGGUGAUGUUGUGUUGCUCUCAGCUGGAGAACAUGAGAAAGUGUGCUCUGCAUUAGGGAAAGUACGCUUGGAGAGUGCAGAUCUUCUAGAAGCAGGAGGCCUGCCACUCCGUGACCCAUCUGCCUUUCACUUUUUGUGGGUGGUGGAUUUCCCUCUUUUCCUCCAAAAAGAAGAAAAUCCUGCAGAAUUAGAGUCAGCUCACCAUCCUUUCACUGCCCCUCAUCCCUCUGAUGAGCAUCUUCUCUACACAGAACCUGCAAAGGUCCGUGGCCAGCACUAUGAUCUAGUUCUGAAUGGUAAUGAGAUUGGAGGAGGCUCCAUUCGCAUCCACAAUGCAAAACAGCAACGCUUCAUUCUUGAGGACAUACUUAAGGAGGAUACUGAGCUGCUCUCGCAUCUUCUUGAAGCUCUGGACUGUGGAGCACCACCUCAUGGAGGAAUUGCAUUAGGUCUUGACAGACUGAUUUGUCUCGUAGUUGGAGCUAAAAGUAUUAGAGAUGUCAUUGCUUUCCCCAAAUCCUUCAAAGGAAGAGACCUGAUGAGCAAUGCUCCAGAUUAUGUUACACCCCAAGAGCUUGAGCCUUAUCAUGUCCAGGUUGCAUGGCCUUUGACACAAGUCAAAGUCAGCUCUAGUUAAAUACAACUGGCUAAUCUUGCUGCAGACUAUAUUCUGUGUUUUCCCAUUUCUGAAGAACCAAACAUAGCUGACAGCCAAUCUGUCAGGCAUCAGCAGCUAGUGAGAUGGAUUUGUUUUAUCAUGGGUUACUUCUCUUAAAGAAGAAAUGUCUUGCUCUGAGUUAAAGCUGGCUUGACUCUGUAAUCUGAAAGUCAAUCAAUUGGAAAAAAACUUUUGAUGUUUUGUUAGUUGUACGAGGUGUGACUUCUGAUUUAACUUCCCAGAAUGGCUAUUUUAUAUAUUUUGAAUUUCACUUCACUUUCCCUGGGCUUAAUUUAAGCCCAAAUUGUGAGUCUGAGCAGAUUUUAAAUUGAAACAAAAAUAUUUUUUUUAUUGAAAGUUAGUAAACUGCUUGAGAUUACAUGAAUUAUGUGUCAAAUUUUCUACUAGACCAGACCUGAGCAAAGUGCGGCCCACGGGCCACAUAUGGCCCGCGAGCUGCUCCAGUCCGGCCUGCCCGUCGCUGCUGAGUGAGCCGGAGCUCCGGCUCCCGUUACCCAGCACAGCAGUAAGCAGAACUCACACGAGAUCCGACGCUGGGAUCCCGUGAGUUUUGACUGUUACUCUUGA
Pogona vitticeps (central bearded dragon) is the source of this 2676-nucleotide messenger RNA. It is a transcript of the gene DARS2, whose product is annotated as aspartyl-tRNA synthetase 2, mitochondrial. Gene Ontology annotation, cellular component: cytoplasm; mitochondrion. Lineage: Eukaryota; Metazoa; Chordata; Lepidosauria; Squamata; Agamidae. Gene Ontology annotation, biological process: aspartyl-tRNA aminoacylation. Gene Ontology annotation, molecular function: ATP binding; aspartate-tRNA ligase activity. The record is from RefSeq and is a predicted model, not a curated record.